This is a messenger RNA of Notothenia coriiceps (black rockcod), 1336 nucleotides long. Its product is annotated as ribonuclease P protein subunit p29-like. Gene Ontology annotation, molecular function: ribonuclease P RNA binding. The record is from RefSeq and is a predicted model, not a curated record. Gene Ontology annotation, cellular component: ribonuclease MRP complex; ribonuclease P complex. Bases 195 to 452 code for a protein of 85 amino acids. NCBI's taxonomy places the organism in Eukaryota, Metazoa, Chordata, Actinopteri, Perciformes, Nototheniidae. The transcript has 2 exons. Gene Ontology annotation, biological process: tRNA 5'-leader removal; rRNA processing.
UCCAUAAAGGAUAAUUAAAUAAGACAUAGCAACACUGUGAGUCGGAUCUUUCCUACGGGGCCUAUAAGAUAGAAACCUUUUUCAAAUGAGUCAUUUAGAUAUUAUUGAUUAUGGAGAUCAUUCAUUCACAACAAUCUACUUAUUGUAUGCCCAUCAGAGAAUAUCCUAUUGUGCUGACUGAGUUCUAAUAGUUCAUGUUUGUCUCUGUCACAGUGGUGCGCUCUAAAUGCCCGUCGUAUGUAGGGACUACUGGGAUCAUCGUCCAAGAAUUCAAACACGUCUUCAAGAUCAUCACCAGAGAAGACAAACUGAAAGUGAUCCCCAAGAGGAACAGCGUCUUCUCAGUGGAGAUCAACGGCUUCGUGUCCCACAUCUACGGGAGCAAGUUUGAGCAGCGAGCCAGUGAACGCUCAGCCAAGAAGUUUAAAGUGAGAGGAACCAUCGACCUUUGAGGAGUCAGUGACCAUAACAGACAUGACACACACUGCCCUCUGUAGGCAGUCAGAGGAACCAUCGACCUGUGAGGAGUCAGUGACCAUCACAGACAUGACACACACUGCCCUCUGUAGGCAGUCAGAGGAACCAUCGACCUGUGAGGAGCCAGUGACCAUCAGAGACAUGACUCACACUCUGCCUCGUACUGCCCUCUGUAGGCAGUCAGGAGAACUGCAACAACAAUGGCACAUUUAGCAAGUGCAUUGUGGUCUUUUAUUGUUUGUGGAACCAUACCUUUUUUUUGUAUUUUGAAGGGAUCCCUGCUGACUCUGCUCUGUAUUCUUUAUAGUUACACAUGGUGAGGACUGAAAAGCCACUAACUCAGUUAGAUCAUGUUUUCUGUGUGUGAGAAAAUAACUCUGAUGAUGUCAUCACUCAUCUGCUUGGAGAAUUCAAAGUAAUAGGGAUGUACCUAUUACGGCCCUUUUCCCAAUCCAAGUGGAUUUAAUAUUGGGUAUCUUUUGAUUCAAUAUUGUAAUGUUGAUUAAAUACAUAUCUGACACGGUAAAAAUACAGACUGUCAUUUGUAACCUAUUGUAUACCAGCUACUCGAACCAAGAACCAAAGCCUGGUAUCAUUUCUAAUAGUAUUUUGUGCAUGCUUUUGCAAGCGCUGCUUCAGAGUGACAACAAUGAAAAACAUGUCAAAGUGGUUGAAAAUAUGUUAAAAAUCCUCAAAGAAAAGCCUAACUAAAGCCUUUUUAUUAGUUACAUUUCAAAUAAAGCCCAGUUACUUGUGUAGUGUUAGGCUCAUUAGACUGUAAACCUGUAAACUAUGGUAUUUACUUUUCAGAGCUUUGUGUAUAGUGCAUGAGGAAAUAAAAAGGGGAGGUUUUCUGUUG